CUUCAUUAUUCUUUCUCCUCGCAGACUCCCCCGCCAACACGACGUCAGCCGUGAUUCUGCCUGGAGCAGACGAUUAUUAUCCCUGCGAGAAUAUCCGCGCAUCUACCGCUCCACCCUGUGAUUCACUUGACCAUCUCUUUGAGUUGGCUCUUUCCCUCCGACAUCUCAACACAAAAAUUCCCUUCACGCCCACCGAGACUCUUCUCGCCCCUCCGACGACUCUUCCGUCCUCGCUAUCAACUCCACUUCCCCGCCCUAUAAAUAUUUCUCACCUUUCUCUUUUUUCGCUUCAUUUCGAUAACCAUCGAUAAUCAUGGCCGCCGCUACAGAGAACGGUCACGCACCGGUGACUGAUGAAAACACCGCUCCCGCCGUUGCCACCGAGCAGACUGAGAAGACCGAACAGACAAAUGGCGACUCGGUUACAGUGUUCCAUAACGCGGAAAACUUCAAUGUUAAGCAUCCUUUGAUGCACGACUGGACUCUUUGGUUUACCAAGCCUCCCAGUGGCAAGGGCGACAACUGGAAUGACUUGCUCAAGGAAGUCGUGACAUUCAACUCUGUGGAGGAAUUCUGGGGAAUCUACAACAACAUCACACCAACCUCCGAACUUGGCCUCAAGGCAGACUAUCACCUUUUCAAGAAGGGCAUUCGGCCCGAGUGGGAAGAUCCCCACAACAAGCACGGUGGAAAAUGGUCCUACUCCUUCAAAGACAAGCGCUCCGUCCCGAUCGAUGAGUUAUGGCUGCACGCCCAGUUGGCCGCAAUUGGCGAGACCCUCGAGAACGAUGGCGACAGCGAAGUUAUGGGUGUCGUGGUGAACGUGCGCAAGGGUUUUUACCGUGUCGGUCUCUGGACACGAACUGUCGGCAAGAGCAUUCCCGGAGACAAGGGCACCCGCACUCCCGCCCAGGGCAAGGAAGUUUUGGAAUCUAUCGGUCGACGAUUCAAGGAGGUCCUGCGCCUCAAGGAAUCCGAGGUUGUCGAGUUCUCUGGACACACAGACAGUGCUCACAGCGGUAGCACUCGGGCCAAGGCCAAGUACACUGUUUAAGCGGUCAUGAGAUAAUGUGCUAUCCUGCAUUUAUGAUCUAUUUAAGGGGCGUUUGCUUCUGUUCAUGGGAGUGGAAUGGAAAAAAAUCUGCGUCAUUAUGGGCGACUACGAACGAGGACUUGAUGGCAUGAGAGACUGGACAUGGGGACAGAAGAACCCCCGGCUUGACUCUCUGCAUCCAGCAGUGACGAUUUGAUCAUAGGCAUCCGCGACAUGUAUCUUAUUCGAAAACGCAUUUCCUAUGAGUUUUAUACCAUUACAUGUCAAGGUUGCUGCUUAUUUUCGUUUUUAUUUUUCUGCUUUACGUUCUUGUAUCCUUGUUCUAUUUGUAUGACUGUUUCCUUUCCUGGACAUUUUAAUGCGAGAA
Messenger RNA from Aspergillus wentii DTO 134E9, 1421 nucleotides. RefSeq names its product eukaryotic translation initiation factor 4E. The transcript has 3 exons. Gene Ontology annotation, cellular component: cytoplasm; eukaryotic translation initiation factor 4F complex. The record is from RefSeq and is a predicted model, not a curated record. Bases 314 to 1054 code for a protein of 246 amino acids. Gene Ontology annotation, biological process: translational initiation. Gene Ontology annotation, molecular function: translation initiation factor activity; RNA 7-methylguanosine cap binding. NCBI's taxonomy places the organism in Eukaryota, Fungi, Ascomycota, Eurotiomycetes, Eurotiales, Aspergillaceae.